Drosophila mojavensis is the source of this 17541-nucleotide messenger RNA. It is a transcript of the gene futsch, whose product is annotated as microtubule-associated protein futsch. Gene Ontology annotation, cellular component: neuronal cell body; synapse; microtubule associated complex. Lineage: Eukaryota; Metazoa; Arthropoda; Insecta; Diptera; Drosophilidae. The transcript is spliced from 7 exons. The record is from RefSeq and is a predicted model, not a curated record. Gene Ontology annotation, biological process: regulation of microtubule depolymerization; dendrite development; microtubule cytoskeleton organization. Gene Ontology annotation, molecular function: microtubule binding; actin binding. Bases 80 to 16927 code for a protein of 5615 amino acids.
GGGAGAUCGGCCAAAAGCGACAGCAACAACAACUACAACUAAUACUACAACAACAACAACUAACGCAGCAGCCGCCGCAAUGGCAGCAACCGCUCCGGAAGACCCAGCCCAAGCCAACGGGACUGGCCAGGGCAGCGGCAACGGCAACGGCAAUGGCAACGGCAAUGGCAACGGCAAUGGGAAUGGCAAUGGCAAUGGCCAUGGGAAUGGCAACGGCACUGGAGGCAACGAUCCGCCCCAGGAGCCCGGCCAGGCCCAGGUGUCGACGGUCAAGCUGCCAACGCCCAGCCAUGUGGACGGGGAUGCGGAUGGCGGAGCAGCAGCUGGUCCCAGCGCUGCUGCUGGCGAGGCAGUCGACGAUGCGGCCACUGAUGCGGGCGCCAGCUCAUUGCCGCCGUCGGAAAUUGGCGGUCGUCCGCCGUUGGACACCGCCUGCUCGGAUGGCGGUGGCGCCUCGAGUCUGGCCGGCGGCAUCGUUGGGCCGCCCAGCCCGCUAACCGGCUGCUAUUUGCUGAUUGUGAUGGGCGAGCCGCACUCCGAGGAGCACAAGGACAACAUCUUGCAGCAUUUGCUCAAGGGUUUCCUGUCCUGGGACGUAUCCGAUUGUCAUGUCGACCUGGAGGAGGAGCUCAAUACAAUCACACAGCAUGCACCCGAGGGCGAGGAGGCGCGUCACGGUGAGCGACUCAUACAAUAUGCCAGCGAGAACCUAGUGACGGAGGUGCUCAUACAUCCGCAAUACAAUACGCUUAUACAAUGCAUGCGUAAUCUACUCAGUAGUUUUACGAGGCAUCGGCAUAUUAUACACGCUGGCUACACCUUUAGCGGCAACGGUUCUUGGAUCCUACAGGAUGGCACCUUCUCGGUGGCUGACUUUGCGGAGGCAUUUCAAGAGCACGACGUACAAAGGGUGAUACGUGCCUAUGCGGACACCAUAACGAUGAAUAUACACUGUGCUGACGCUGGUCUAUGGCACACAUUGCCGGAUAAGGUAUUUUCGCGACAGUGUAAAAUACGCAUCAAUCCGGUGGAUGUCCUGGACACCAGUAGCGAGUCCAUCAAUGGCUUUAUAGAUUAUCUAGCGCCAAUGGUGGUGCCAACGUCACUGCGUGAGCUGCUGGAGACGUCGGAUGUGGUGGGCAAUAUACGCUUCACACACCCAACGCUCUAUGUGUUUCCCGGGGGCCAGGGCGAUGCCGCUCUCUUUGGCAUCAACGGCUUUAAUAUGCUAGUUGAUGGCGGCUUCAAUCGAAAGGCCUGCUUCUGGGACUUUGCACGGCAUUUGGACCGGCUGGAUGCGGUGCUGAUGACGCGCCUGAACAACAGCAAUGUGCAGGGACUUGGGGCUGUGGUGUCACGCAAGCGGGACUCUCAUGUCUAUCCACAGAUUGGGCAUUUCUUUGGCAAUGUUCCCGAUCGGAAGGGUGGACUGCCCAGUCCUGAUGGCGACAAGGACCGUAAUCCACUGCUGAUCGAUCUCUUUGAGCGCGGUCACGCCUUGGUUAACGAUCUCAAGUCGCUUGACCUCAAGCCGCAGUGCUGCUAUCGCAAUCAAGAGCCUAUAAAUCUCUACCACAAGGUUGGUCACGGCACCCUGGAUAUGUAUGUGAUAAGUCCCUCACGGGACUCCAAAGAGGUCAAAGAGUUUCUACAAAAAUGGAAUUCCGGGGAUCAGCGCCUCUUCACCGCGCGCGACACCAAGGAGUUUAACUUCCCCCUGCAGAAUUUGGUAUCCAUUUGCGCGCUGCUUGUCUGGCAACCGGCUAACCCGGAUGAUACCAUUACGCGUAUCCUCUUCCCGGGCAGCACACCCGACUUUAAGAUCCAGGAGGGUCUGGAGAAGCUCAAGCAUCUCGAGUUCAUGAAGCACUCCACUUGCACAGCCAAGUCAAUAGCUCCAGCUAUACAAACAGUGACAAGUACCAGAAAGACACUAAAAUCAGCCAUUGAAGGCACGCCACCCAGCGCUAGCUACAAGCCCAGUAAAUUUGGUCCAACUGCCAUAGCAGCCGUGGCUGUGCAGCAGGACAACAAGGCAAAGGAAGCUAAGGAAGCAGCAGCAGCGGCAGCAGCAGCAGCUGCCGCAGCAACCGCUGCAGCUGCAACUGCUUUGGAAACACCUGGCGAUCAAGUGGAACGACCCACGCCGCUUUUGAGUGCUAAGGCGGACUCCAUAGACACGGAUGAGCCAGACGCUGAGCCUGAACCGGAGCUCGCUAUCGACACCGGUGACGAGGGCGCGCCAGAGCCUUCCGUUCCCUCCACGGAGCCAGCUGAGCACGAGGACAACAAGGACACUGAUGAGGAGAAAAAGGUGGAAGUGUUGAUUGUCAAGCCACAGCCGGCAGCUGCGCCUGUCAAGGACGCAGUCGAUGCAACCGCCACAGAAGCUAGCAGCAAGACAGCAAAGGCCGCCAAGGGCAAGCCGGACAAGCCUCGAGCGGAAGUCAAGCCAGUUGUACGCUCUAGAAUUGACAGCAAGCCGCCAAAAUCUAUGGACCGCAAGCUGGUGAAGCGUGAGGACAAAAAGAGCUCGCCUACGGCCACGCCAGCUGUAAGCCGAGCACCAGCUACGCGGGAUGUCAAGCCUAAGGUAAUGACACGCACCACCAAGUCGAGUCCCAGCAGCACACCUGCCAAGAGCGCCAAGGAGGCCAACAACCGCAAGGUGCUUGAGUCCAAGCAACAGGCGACCGCGGCUCGGCAGAGCACAGCCAGCACACGUCGCACUGUUGGCACCAUGGAGAAAAGGUCAGUGACGGAGACGAAGACAACGCAGCAAUCAACGAUGCAAGCAGCGCAGCGCAAGCCCAUCUCCCGAAGGCCACGAGGGGUCUCUCCUUCCAAGCGAGCUCCGGCCCCUGGCAGUCCCAUUAAGUCAGCUAAGCCAAAACCUGAUUUGAAGAAAUCACGACUGGAUAAGGGUGGUACCACAGACUCCAGCUUGGUGUCCACACCGUCCGCAGAUGAGGCGACAGCAGCCAAAAAGAUGUUAGAUCUAAGUGCCUCACAAGAGCUAGAUGCUGAAAAGCAACGGGAAUUGGAUGACCUCAAAGAGGAACAGGAAGUUGUGCGAGAAAUUGAGGCAGUUUUCAGUCGCGACGAGAUGAAACGGCAACACUUGAUCAAAGCGGAGCUGCGUGAGAUGGCGAAGCAGGACAGCACAACGGAGGCCGAGGAAGAGGAGGAAUAUUUAAUUAUUGAAAAGGAAGAGGUAGAACAGUAUACAGAGGACUCAAUUAUUGAGCAAGAGCAGGAGAGCAGCAUGACUAAGGAGGAAGAAAUUCAAAAGCAUCAGCGUGACUCGCAGGAGUCAGAAAAGAAGCGCAAGAAAAGUGCAGAGGAGGAAAUCGAAGCCGCCAUCGCAAAGGCUGAAGCCGAGGAGCGUAAGGCUCGUCUGGAGAGUAGUGAAGCAGCCAGGCAUGAGCCGCAUGAACAGUUACACAGCCCUGAGAAAACGGAAAUCAAGGCUGAGGUUCAAGAGAUCUUAUCCACUGCCAAGGACAUUGUCAAGUCUCGCACUGAAGAACUGCCCCAGGGCAAGCAUGCUGAAGAAGAAUUCUCUUCCCCUACUCCUGAUGAUAAGCUCAGUAGCGCCAAGAAAACUUCUGAUACUAAGGACGAGCUGAUUGAAGCUCCUGAGCUGCCGCCCAUUAACUUGCAAGAAAGUCUUCCAGAGGAAAAAUUCUCAGCUACAAUCGAAUCCGGAGCUACCACAGCUCCUACCCUACCAGAAGAUGAACGCAUUCCAUUGGACAAGAUUAAGGAAGACUUGGUCAUUGAGGAGAAAUAUGUCAAAGAAGAAACCAAGGAAAUCGAAUCGAUUGUUGUGGCUACCGUUGCAGUGCCUGUCGCAGCAACGACAGCGGCCUCCAUUAUCACGCCAACCGAAACUAAAAUAGUGGUUGGUACUGAGCCGCUUGCCGCUGGUAUGGAUUCUGCAGAGAGAGUCUUACCCAAGAAAAUGACAUUUGAGGCACAGCAGAAUCUAAUGCGAGAUGUUAUAAAAACACCUGAUGAGGUGGCAGACUUGCCCGUACAUGAGGAAGCUGAUCUUGGCCUAUAUGAAAAAGACACACAUGAAGCAGGAUCCAAGAGUAUUUCGCAUAAAGAAGAAACAGCCAAAGAAGAAAAAGAAACCGAAGAUGAAAAAGUUGUCAAAGAUAUUGAUGUGGAAGAGGCAGCCGAACAUAUUCCUGAGCCCGAGAUUAUUGCGAAGACAGAGGACACUACUAAGAUAGAAUUAGACGGAAAAAUUGCGGUCCCCAUAAUUCAAAAAACCGAUAUUAGUGAAACAAUUCCUGACAAGGAUAAAGUGGUGAUAGCCCAGGAGCAACCAGGCGAAAGAAUCGACAAGAAGCUGGCCAGUACACCAGAUGAAAAAGAAACUAGCGAUAUAACUUCCGAAGAUGAAUUGCCAGCACAUCCUAUCCAACCUACAGCUGUACCGACAAAAGUAAAGGAUCGUGAAGACACAGUAUCUCUAGAAAGCCCUGCAACAAUUGAAGAAGCCAUUGAGGUUGAAGUGAAAAUAUCGAAGAAGGAACUCCAUGACGUGGAAAUAACAAAGAAGGAAGUCCAUGAUAGCACAGGUGACCAAAAGAAAGAAACAACUAGAGUAUCACCAACUAUCAAACAAGCUAAGGCAGCAAUAGAACUAAGCCAGCAAAAGAAUUUACAAGAUGAAGAGAUUUCUCCUCUAAAAGACUUAGAGAAACUAGAGAUCUCAAAAGAUGAAGUAAUUUCAACAGAGCAGUCCCGUCGCGAAUCCAUUCAAGAAGGUACGAAGCCAGAAAACUUUAAAGGCGACAAGUCUUUACCAGCCUCUACGGAAGCAUCAAGACCUGAAUCAGUAGCCGACAGUGUGAAAGGUGAACAUGUGAAACUUGAAAGCGUCGACGAAAAGGCAACCAAACCAUCUGAGCGAGAAUCCAUUGCAGAGAGUAUUAAGCCAGAAAGCCAACCUGUCUCUCUGGAGCCAUCACGACCACAUUCCGUGGCAGAAAAUGCAAAAGAUGAUCACGAAAAACCCGAUAGUCCUAAGGAUGAGCAGUCUGCAGAGCCUUCGAGACGGGAAUCAGUUGCGGAGAGCUCAAAACCUGAAGGCUUAAAAGAUGAAAAGUCUUCACCUCUUUCUAAAGAAGCAUCACGACCAGGCUCUGUAUCCGAAAGUGUAAAAGAUGAGAAGGCAGAAAGUGUUAAGAACGAGAAGUCUGCAGAGCCCUCCAGGAGGGAAUCCGUUGCGGAGAGUACUAAACCCGAUAGCCUCAAAGAUGACAAGUCACUUCCUGCCUCCAAAGAGCCAUCAAGACCUGAGUCUGUCGCUGAAAGUGUGAAAGAUGAGCACGACAAACCAGAAAGCGUUAAGGAUGAUAAGUCUGGAGAGCCUUCCAGGAGAGAAUCCGUUGCGGAGAGCACUAAGCCCGAGAGUUUGAAGGACGACAAAUCCGUUCCUGCCUCCAAAGAGCCAUCAAGACCUCACUCUGUCACCGAAAGUGUGAAAGACGAGCACGAGAAGCCAGAAAGUGUUAGGGACGAUAAAUCUGGAGAGCCUUCAAGACGAGAAUCCGUUGCAGAGAGUACUAAACCCGAUAGCCUCAAAGAUGACAAGUCACUUCCUGCCUCCAAAGAGCCAUCAAGACCUGAGUCUGUCGCUGAAAGUGUGAAAGACGAGCACGAGAAACAAGAAAGCGUUAAGGAUGAAAAGUCUGGAGAGCCUUCCAGGAGAGAAUCCGUUGCGGAAAGUACUAAGCCCGAGAGUUUGAAGGACAACAAAUCGCUGCCUGUCUCCAAAGAACCUUCCCGCCCAGCCUCUGCUGUUGAGAGUGUGAAAGACGAGCAUGAGAAACCAGAAAGUGUUAAAGACGAGAGGUCUGGAGAGCCUUCCAGGAGAGAAUCCGUUGCGGAGAGUACUAAACCCGAUGGCCUCAAAGAUGAAAAGUCCCAUCCUGCCUCCAAAGAGCCAUCAAGACCUGAGUCUGUCGCCGAAAGCGUAAAAGACGAUCAUGAGAAACCAGAAAGUGUUAAGGAUGAAAAGUCCGAAGAGCCUUCGAGACGAGAAUCCGUUGCAGAGACUACUAAGGCAGAGAUUUUGAAGGACGACAAAUCGCUGCCCAUCUCCAAAGAGCCUUCCCGCUCAAGUUCUGUUGCUGAAAGUGUGAAAGACGAGCAUAUGAAGCCAGAAAGUGCUAGGGAUGAAAAGUCUGGAGAGCCUUCCAAGAGAGAACCCGUUGCGGAAAGUAUUAAGCUCGACAGCUUGAAAGAUGACGAGUCUCUGUCAGUCUCCAAGGAACCAUCACGCCCGGGCUCUGUGGUAGAAAGUGUUAAAGACGAGCAUGAGAAGCCAGAAAUUGUUAAGGACGAGAAGUCUGGAGAGCCUUCCAGGAGAGAAUCCGUUGUGGAGAGUACUAAACCCGAUAGCCUCAAAGAUGGCAAGUCACUUCCUGCCUCCAAAGAGCCAUCAAGACCUGAGUCUGUCGCUGAAAGUGUGAAAGAUGAGCAUGAGAAACCAGAAAGCGUUAAGGAUGAAAAGUCUGGAGAGCCUUCCAGGAGAGAAUCCGUUGCGGAGAGUACUAAACCCGAUAGCCUCAAAGAUGACAAGUCACUUCCUGCCUCUAAAGAGCCAUCAAGACCUGAGUCAGUCGCUGAAAGUGUGAAAUAUGAGCAUGAGAAACCAGAAAGCGUUAAGGACGAGAAGUCUGGAGAGCCUUCCAGGAGAGAAUCCGUUGCGGAAAGUAUUAAGCCCGAAAGCUUGAAAGAUGGUAAAUCUCUGCCAGUCUCCAAAGAGCCUUCCCGCCCAAGUUCUGUUGCUGAAAGUGUGAAAGACGAGCAUGAGAAGCCAGAAAGUGCUAGGGAUGAAAAGUCUGGAGAGCCUUCCAGGAGAGAAUCCGUUGCAGAAAGUAUUAAGCCCGACAGCUUGAAAGAUGACAAGUCUCUGCCAGUCUCCAAGGAACCAUCACGCCCAGGCUCUGUGGUAGAAAGUGUUAAAGACGAGAAUGAGAAGCCAAAAAUUGUUAAAGACGAGAAGUCUGGAGAGCCUUCCAGGAGAGAAUCCGUUGCGGAGAGUACUAAACCCGAUAGCCUCAAAGAUGACAAGUCACUUCCUGCCUCCAAAGAGCCAUCAAGACCUGAGUCUGUCGCUGAAAGUGUGAAAGAUGAGCAUGAGAAACCAGAAAGCGUUAAGGACGAGAAGUCUGGAGAGCCUUCCAGGAGAGAAUCCGUUGCGGGGAGUACUAAACCCGAUAGCCUCAAAGAUGACAAGUCACUUCCUGCCUCCAAAGAGCCAUCAAGACCUGAGUCUGUCGCUGAAAGUGUGAAAGAUGAGCAUGAGAAACCAGAAAGCGUUAAGGACGAGAAGUCUGGAGAGCCUUCCAGGAGAGAAUCCGUUGCGGAAAGUAUUAAGCCCGAAAGCUUGAAAGAUGGCAAAUCUCUGUCAGUCUCUAAAGAGCCUUCCCGCCCAAGUUCUGUUGCUGAAAGUGUGAAAGACGAGCAUGAGAAGCCAGAAAGUAUUAGGGAUGAAAAGUCUGGAGAGCCUUCCAGGAGAGAAUCCGUUGCAGAAAGUAUUAAGCCCGACAGCUUGAAAGAUGACAAGUCUCUGUCAGUCUCCAAGGAACCAUCACGGCCGGGCUCUGUGGUAGAAAGUGUGAAAGAUGAGCAUGAGAAACCAGAAAGUGUUAAGGACGAGAAGUCUGCAGAGCCCUCCAGGAGCGAAUCCGUUGUGGAGAGUACUAAACCCGAUAGCCUCAAAGAUGACAAGUCACUUCCUGCCUCCAAAGAGCCAUCAAGACCUGAGUCUGUCGCUGAAAGUGUGAAAGAUGAGCAUGAGAAACCAGAAAGCGUUAAGGAUGAAAAGUCUGGAGAGCCUUCGAGAAGAGAGUCCGUUGCUGAGAGUACUAAGGCCGAGAGUGUGAAGGACGACAAAUCGCUGCCCGUCUCCAAAGAACAUUCCCGACCAGCCUCUGCUGUUGAAAGUGCGAAAGACGAGCACGAGCAACCAGAAAGCGUUAGGGACGAAAAGUCAGGAAAGCCCUCCAGGAGAGAGUCCGUUGCGGAAAGUGUUAAACCCGACAGCUUGAAAGAUGAAAAGUCUCUACCCGUCUCCAAAGAUCCUUCCCGCCCUGGCUCUGCUGUUGAAAGUGUGACAGACGAGCACGAGAAGCCAGAAAGUGUUAAAGGCGAUAAGUCUGAAGAACCUUCCAGGAGAGAAUCCGUUGCGGAGAGUACUAAACCCGACAGCUUGAAAGAUGACAAGUCCCUUCCGGCCUCCAAAGAGCCAUCAAGACCUGAGUCUGUCGCUGAAAGUGUGAAAGAUGAGCACGACAAACCAGAAAGCGUUAAGGAUGAUAAGUCUGGAGAGCCUUCCAGGAGAGAAUCCGUUGCGGAGAGUAUUAAACCCUACAGCUUGAAAGAUGACAAGUCACUUCCUGCCUCCAAAGAGCCAUCAAGACCUGAGUCUGUCGCUGAAAGUGUGAAAGAUGAGCAUGAGAAACCAGAAAGCGUUAAGGAUGAAAAGUCUGGAGAGCCUUCGAGAAGAGAGUCCGUUGCUGAGAGUACUAAGGCCGAGAGUGUGAAGGACGACAAAUCGCUUUCCGUCUCCAAGGAACCUUCCCGACCAGCCUCUGCUGUUGAAAGUGUGAAAGACGAGCAUGAGAAACCAGAAAGCGUUAAGGAUGAAAAGUCUGGAGAGCCUUCAAGAAGAGAGUCCGUUGCUGAGAGUACUAAGGCCGAGAGUUUGAAGGACGACAAAUCACUGCCUGUCUCCAAAGAACCUUCUCGUCCAGGCUCUGCUGUUGAAAGUGUGAAAGAAGAGCAUGAGAAGCCUGAAAUUGUUAACGAUGAUAAAUCUGGAGAGCCUUCGAGACGAGAAUCCGUUGCGGAAAGUGUUAAGCCCGAGAGUUUGAAGGACGACAAAUCACUGCCUGUCUCCAAAGAACCUUCCCGCCCAGCCUCUGCUGUUGAAAGUGUGAAAGAUGAGCAUGAGAAACCAGAAAGCGUUAGGGACGAGAAGUCUGGAGAGCCUUCCAGGAGAGAAUCUGCGGCAGAAAGUGUAAAACCCGAGAGUUUGAAAGAUGACAAAUCGCUGCCUGUCUCUAAAGAACCUUCCCGCCCUGACUCUGCUGUUGAAAGUGUAAAAGACGAGCAUGAGAAACCAGAAAGCGUGAAGGAUGAAAAGUCUGGAGAGCCUUCCAGGAGAGAAUCCGUUGUUGAUAGUAUUAAGCCCGACAGCUUGCCCGUCUCCAAAGAACCUUCCCGCCCUGGCUCUGCUGUUGAGAGUGUGAAAGACGAGCACGAGAAGCCAGAAAGUGUUAAGGAUGAAAAGUCUGGAGAGCCCUCCAGAAGAGAGUCCGUUGCGGAAAGUGUUAAACCCGGCAGCUUAAAAGAUGAAAAGUCUCUACCCGUCUCCAAAGAACCUUCCCGCCCUGGCUCUGCUGUUGAGAGUGUGAAAGACGAGCAUGAGAAACCAGAAAGUGUUAAGGGCGAAAAGUCUGGAGAGCCCUCCAGGAGAGAGUCCGUUGCGGAAAGUGUUAAACCCGACAGCUCGAAAGAUGAGAAGUCCUUGCCCGUCUCCAAAGAACCUUCCCGCCCUGGCUCUGCUGUUGAGAGUGUGAAAGACGAGCACGAGAAGCCAGAAAGUGUUAAGGGCGAAAAGUCUGGAGAGCCCUCUAGGAGAGAGUCCGUUGCGGAAAGUGUUAAACCCGACAGCUCGAAAGAUGAAAAGUCUCUGCCCAUCUCCAAAGAACCUUCCCGCCCUGGCUCUGCUGUUGAAAGUGUGAAAGACGAGCACGAAACGCCAGAAAGUGUUAAGGACGAAAAGUCUGGAGAGCCCUCCAGGAGAGAAUCCGUUGCGGAAAGUAUUAAGCCCGACAGCUCGAAAGAUGAAAAGUCGCUACCAGUCUCCAAGGAACCAUCAAGGCCGGGCUCUGUGGUAGAAAGUGUGAAAGAUGAGCAUGAGAAGCAAGAAAGUGUUGAAGGUGAUAAGUCUGAAAAACCUUCCAGAAGAGAAUCCGUUGCGGAAAGUAUUAAACCCGACAGUUUUAGAGAUGAAAAGUCUAUCCCUGUCUCCAAAGAACCUUCCCGCCCUGGCUCUGCUGUUGAAAGUGUGAAAGACGAGCAUGAGAAGCCAGAAAGUGUUAAGGACGAAAAGUCUGGAGAGCCCUCCAGGAGAGAGUCCGUUGUGGAAAGUGUUAAACCCGACAGCUCAAAAGAUGAGAAGUCCUUGCCCGUUUCCAAAGAACCUUCCCGCCCUGGCUCUGCUGUUGAAAGUGUGAAAGACGAGCACCAGAAGCCAGAAAGUGUUAAGGACGAAAAGUCUGCACAGCCCUCCAGGAGAGAAUCCGUUGCGGAAAGCAUGAAACCCGACAGCUUGAAAGAUGACAAGUCUCUUCCCGUCUCCAAAGAAGCAUCACGACCAGGCUCUGCUGUUGAAAGUGUGAAAGACGAGCACGAGAAGCCAGAAAGUGUUAAGGAUGAAAAGUCUGGAGAGCCUUCAAGAAGAGAGUCCGUUGCUGAGAGUACUAAGGCCGAGAGUUUGAAGGACGACAAAUCACUGCCUGUCUCCAAAGAACCUUCUCGUCCAGGCUCUGCUGUUGAAAGUGUGAAAGAAGAGCAUGAGAAGCCUGAAAUUGUUAACGAUGAUAAAUCUGGAGAACCUUCGAGACGAGAAUCCGGUGCGGAAAGUGCUAAGCCCGACAGCUUGAAAGAUGAAAAGUCUCUGCCCGUCUCCAAAGAACCUUCCCGCCCUGGCUCUGCUGUUGAAAGUGUGAAAGACGAGCACGAGAAACUAGAAAGCGUUAAGGGCGAAAAUUCCGGAGAGCCUUCGAGAAGAGAGUCCGUUGCUGAAAGUACUAAGGCCGAGAGUGUGAAGGACGACAAAUCGCUGCCCGUCUCCAAAGAACCUUCCCGCCCAGCCUCUGCUGUUGAAAGUGUGAAAGACGAGCAUGAGAAACCAGAAAGUGUUAAGGACGAAAAGUCCGGAGAACCUUCAAGACGAGAAUCCGUUGCGGAAAGUGCUAAACCCGACAACUUGAAAGAUGAAAAGUCUCUGCCCGUCUCCAAAGAACCUUCCCGCCCUGGCUCUGCUGUUGAAAGUGUGAAAGACGUGCACGAUAAGCCAGAAAGUGUUAAAGACGAAAAGUCUGGAGAGCCCUCCAGAAGAGAGUCCGUUGCGGAAAGUAUUAAACCCGACAGCUUGAAAGAUGACAAGUCUCUUCCCGUCUCCAAAGAAGCAUCACGACCAGGCUCUGCUGUUGAAAGUGUGAAAGACGAGCACGAUAAGCCAGAAAGUGUUAAGGAUGAAAAGUCUGGAGAGCCCUUCAGGAGAGAAUCCGUUGCAGAUUGUAUUAAACCUGACAGCUCGAAAGAUGACAAGUCUCUUCCUGUUUCAAAGGAGACAUCACGACCGGGAUCCGUAGACGAAAGUGUAAAGGGUGAACAGGAACAACCUGAGGUGCUAAAAGACGACACAUCCGCAGAGCCUUCGCGGCGUGAAUCUGUUGCAGAAAGUACCAAAAUAGAAAGUACGAAAGAUGACAAGUCGCUUCCCGUAUCCAAGGAACCCACACGUCCGGGCUCGGUAGUAGAUAGUGUUGAUCAUGAAGAGCCCAAAGUAAUUUCACGUCCCGAAAGUGUACAGCAUGAAAUAAGUUUAUCUAAGGAAUUCUCUGCUCAGGACUCAGUUGUCGAGACUGCUUCUUCACCUAUAGAUGAAGCUAAGGACUUCGUACUCGCGGAUAAUGUAAAUAAAGAUACCUUAGUCUUAAAUUUAGACUCGAAGGGUGACUAUCCAACACUUUCGAGCCCUAUUGAUGUUGCUGAGGGUGACUUCGCAGUGGCAACUUCCCUGGCACCAAAGUCGGCAGAGUCAGAAGAUCAAAAGACGUCAAUUCCUGUCUCGAUUGGUGACACUGCAUCUUCACCAAUUGAUGAAGCAAAAGAUUUUAUACCAUCGGAUGGUAUAAAAAAAGAGACGUUCGUCCUAGCUAUGGAAUCAAAGAGCGACUUUCCAACCCUCUCAAGUCCUAUUGAUGUUGCUGAGGGUGACUUCUCAGUUUCAACAGCUAAGCCGCUUGAUGAUGAAUCUCCCAGCAAGUCAGUAUUAAACUCCAAGGAAGUAUCACGACCUGAAUCUGUACACGAAUCUUUAGCUGAAAGUCCAAAGGCAGACGAUAUUACUGAUUCGACUGUCAAAAAACCAGAAAAUGACAAAGACAAAAAGUCUGCUACUUCUUCCCGAAGUGGAUCUAUUGCAGAGAGCACAAAAGUUGAUGAUAAGUCUCUACUGCUUACCUCAAAGGAACCAUCGCGUCCAGCAUCAGUGGCUGAAAGUGUGAAAUCAAAGGAAUCUUCCCGUCCAACUUCAGUCGCGGAAACAGUAUCGUCACCAAUAGAUGAAGCAUCAAAAGAACCUUUUUCAUUAAUAUUGACAUCUACUGAAAUGAAUGCAAACUAUCCAACAGUGUCCAGCCCAGUAGAUAUUGCUGAAGGCGAGUUUUCCCACACCACAUCGGGGGCGAUGGAAAUAGAAAAGCCUGCCGAAGACGCCACUGUGGGAGCGAUACUAACGGCGUCCAGCCCAGUCGAUGUGGCAGAUAAUAUUUUAGAAUCGUUUACUACUUUUGAAGAACAUAUCAUUGAACAAAUAAGCCAACCUGAAUCUGAUGCAAUCAACUCGAGCAAAGGUACUCUAGAAUCGCUAACUGAUACGCUGAGUAAAAAGGCAGAGACUGUAAUUGAUGUAGUGAGCCAGAAACUAGAAAGCGGUAAGGAGCUAGUAGCAGAGUCACUGGAGGGAUCCAAAACAGAAACUAAAGCCGAAGAACAAGUGACAGAAAAUUCUACUACCAAGGGUAACUUAGACUUGAGUGGAUUUUCAGAGCUUCGAGAAACGCAUAUUACCACAGUUGACUCACCCGAAUUCACAGUAACCAUAUGCGAACGCGACGAGAGUAUUUUGCACGAUAUCAAGGAAGAGGAUGAGGAGCACAGAUUCUCGCCACCAACCGAAAAGGGAGCCAUUAUACCAGAGCAACCAAUGCGUCCCCUCUCGCCACGCGAAGAAGAAGUUGCCAAGAUAGUCGCCGAUGUAGCCAAGGUAUUGAAGUCCGACAAAGAUAUUACUGACAUUAUACCAGGAUUCAAUGAGAAGCAAUUGGAAGAAAAACUAAAAACCACUUCUGAACCUGAAACUGAGCCCACAGAUGAUUUAAAAACAAUCACACCAGAGGCUCUUUCGAGAAAAUUAAGUGCAACAAGGGACCUAUCGUUGGAUGAAAAGAUAUUGGAUAUCAAAAUGAUGAAGGUAGAUAUUGAGUCUGAAAAGUCAUCACCAGAUCAAAAGUCUGGGCCAAUUUCAAUUGAAGAGAAGGACAAAAUUGAGCAGUCCGAAAAAGCUCAGCUCCGAGAAGGAGCUGCCAAAAUGGCUGAUAUUGAAUUAGCCAAGGAUAUUUCCAGGCCGGAGUCCGUAACAAGCCAGCUGGGAGCAAUCGAGUCUUUAACAUCCCGAACGGAGUCCAUAACAAGCCAAAAAGAAGAAAAGUUGGAAGAAUCGACAAUUCUGUCAAGAGAAGCAUCACGACCCGAAUCAGUGGCUAGUUUGAAAGAGGAACUCGAUCAGAAGCAUGAAAAAUCGCCACCACUAUCUAAGGAUAUUUCCAGACCCGAGUCAAUUGUAAGCCACGUAAGUGAGAAGGAAACUGUCAGUGUAGAGUCGCAUUCCAGACGUGAGUCAGAAAUGUCUGUUGCUGACGGCGUGAAAGGAGAUGGAUCGGUUACAGCAAGCAAAGAUGCAACGCGGCCAGGAUCCGCAGCCAGCCACGUCAGCGAACAGUCAUCAGAGACAAAGAAAAGCCCCCACCCGGAAUCGAAAGAGAAGGAGCCUGAAUCUUCGCGGCCAGCAUCAAGUGCCAGUCAUAUCAGUGCCAAGGAUGAGCAGACUUCAGAGUCCCAACGCGAUUCAGUACUGAUAUCGACACUCGAAACCAAAAAGGAGGAAAAAUCAAGCGAAUCAACAAGUACAUCAAAGACUGUUAUAAGUCAAUCUCACUUAAAAGAAGAAUCUAUCAGCGAAUCUGUAUGUAGCAGCAUGAAGGCUGAGGACAGUUCACGGCGCGACUCAUUGUCCAGUCUGCUGACCGACAAGGAAAUCACCAAAUUGGUUACCUCUAGUGUUAAGGAAGAUACUGAACAUGUUACAAAGAUAACGGAAAAAACGACAACAUCCCAGUUGGAGGAGCUACUCAUUCAGUCCGAAGAGUGCUCAUCCGAGUCCAUAGUCAGCGAGAUUCAAACUACGAGCAGCCAGAAGCCAAGUAGUCAAAUCUCAAGUAAGGAAAUCACAAGUACAACUGUUCAGGAAUCAGUAAAGGACAGUCUCAAGGAAACGGUAGCUGAAUUUUUGGCAACGGAGAAAAUAGUUUCUGCCAAGGAAACCUUCAGCGCUGAGGCAACCAAAACCGCUGAUGACUGUCUAAAGAUGAUCUCCAGUGAAAUUACCUCCCAGAAGCCGUUGUUUGUCGGCACAGAUGAGUCGCGGCGUGAGUCGAUGCUUAGCCAGACAAGCGAGGGUCGACAAACCCACAGCGAUGUUGAGGAGGAUAGCGACGAUGACAGACAUGCCGGUCUAAAGGAAAGUCGCUCCAAGUCCAUUGCCACCAUCAUGAUGACCAGCAUCUAUAAGCCCUCCGAGGAGCUUGACACGAUUGGAGCGAUCAAAGAAGAGGAGACUAAAGAAGAGGACGAACAUGAGGCAUCCAAGGAGACAAAAACCACUUCCUCCACAGACACAACCACAUUGCUGCAAUCCUCUGAACAGAGCAGCAGCAGCACCACUACCACAACUAAAUCAACCGACUCGAAAACCAAAGUAGAGUCUAUAACACUAUUACACACACAAACACAGGCUGAGAAAGCAGUGGACGGCACAGAUCGCAAGACGCCGCCAACGGCACCGGUCAGUCCCAGUGUAAAGCCAAUGAGCACCACAAGCACCGCGGCCAGCAGCUCAGGCUGUGCCAAGAGUGAGUCUAGCGCUGCCAGCGUCGCAUCAACAUCGGGCCCAUUGUCGCCCAAAGAUAUUAGUGGUAAGUCUAGUCCUGGUGCUUUAACAUCUGAAAGUCAAUCCAUACCAACACCGCUAGGGCGUGAAUCACACACCGAGACGCCAGAGUCAUCACCCAAACCAACAUCUCCGUUCCCGCGUGUCAGCAAAGACGAGCUUAGGUCCUUAGGUGCAGUGGAGGAGCCCGAUUUAGCCGAGAUUGGAGUCGACUCCAGCGAGCUGCUGCCCGAACUGCACGAGCUGCGUGGCAUUGAGAGCACCACAGCGCUGAGUGGCAGCACCGAAAAGAUUAUCACGACUACCAUAACCACAGUCACCAAGGUCGUCUCCGCGGAUGGCAAGGAGAUUGUGACCGAGCAAAAGACAGUUACUACAACCGAUAGCUCUGAGCCAGAUAGCGAGAAGGUCGUGGUAACCACAACGCGCACCACCAGCGAGAGCGAGAAGAGCGAGCGUGAGCGCGAUCAAAUGCUACCCAAGGAGGUGGCUGUGCUGCGUGGCACUUAUCGCUCCAGCACACCCGGCAGUGAUGAUGAGCGUCUGGCCGGCGCUAUGAGCGAUGAUGACUUGCCAGGCACACCACGCAGCACCAGCUAUGAUCUGCAGCGCUCCAGCUCUGGGGUGAGCAAGCGCUCGGAUCUGGAUGGCGAGGACAGUCAGGAUGAUAUACCGCCUCAAUACGGCAGCGAAGAGCAUUCCACUGCGCGCGCCAUUCUGCCGCCCCGCACUGCUGAUCCCAUGGCAACCUCAUUCUAUGGCGCACUUCCCGAUAGUUUUGAUGGCAAGCCCAGCACAGAGCCCAUACCGAUACGGGGUGCCGUGCUGAUGACCUACACAGACUCACCGCCAGCCAGUCAAUCGUCGGAGAGUGUGGAGAGCACCAGCCAAACCUGGGCCGGACAUAAAUUCCUGGAUGAGGCCGACAAGGACUUCCAGAAGGCACUCGAGGAGCAUGUGCAGGCGCGCGGCGCCGAGGUGAUGUCUUCCGUGACCGCCAAGUAUUCCUACUCGCCUUCCAAGGCCGAGGAGGUCGAGCAAAUUGUCAGCAGCACUGCCGAGCGACAACGUUUCCCCCUCAGUGAUGUCCACAAGGUACGCAGCGGCGACAAUCUCUUGGCUAGUUUUGGCACCCUAAGUCCAGCUGGUGGAAGCCAGCAAGCAGCAAGCACUGCAACCACCACUGGCACUGCCACACCGUCAACAGCAACAGCUGCAGCAACAACUGCAGCAACAUCAGCAACAACUGCAGCAAUAACUGCAACAGCUGCAGCAACAACUGCAGCAACAACAACAGCAACAACAACAGCUAGCACAAGCAGCACUACCGGCACUCUGCCAAAGGAUCGACUUGAGGAAUGGGGCAAACCACUCGGCCUUCCAUCACCGGCACCAUUGCCGGUCGAAGGCGCCGAUAUUCGCACCACGCCCAAGAAAGAGCGUCGCUUGGUCGCAACCAAGACGCGACUGAACAAUGAGAAGAACCUGCGCAAGCGUAGCGAGUCACCCAACAAGGCUAAGAAGCCCGCACCAGUGUAUGUGGAUCUUACCUAUGUGCCGCAUAACGGCAACUCCUACUAUGCGCACGUGGACUUCUUUAAGCGCGUCCGUGCUCGCUACUAUGUCUUCUCCGGCACUGAGCCUAGCCGUCAGGUCUACGAUGCCCUGCUGGAGGCCAAGCAAACCUGGGAAGACAAAGAGCUAGAAGUUACCAUUAUACCGACGUAUGACACUGACGUGCUGGGCUACUGGGUGGCCGAGAAUGAGGAGCUGCUUGCCAAGCACCGCAUCGAUCUGUCGCCAUCCGCUUCGCGCUGCACAAUUAACUUGCAGGAUCAUGAGACCUCGUGCUCCGCAUAUCGCUUAGAGUUCUAGGCCACGGGCUUGUUUAUUGCAUUUGACGAUGACGACUAAAAGAGUUAAAUAGGAAAAACACAAACUUUUCAAAUCACUUCCACACAUAGACAGAGAUUUGAGUGCGGCCCCUCUCUCUCUCUCUCUCUCUCUCUCUGUCUCACUCUCUCUCUCUCUCUCUCUCGUAAACCUGGUUGGGGCUAACAACAGCAAAAACAAAUAAAUAAAAAAAUAAAAAAAAACACACACACGCACACAACACACAUCAAAAUGACGAUUUCCAAUUCUUGAGCUUAACGAUGACGACUAAAAGAAAAAUCAAAUCAAUAACAACGAACAUGACAACAAAGAAACAUAAGCUUGACAACAACAACAACAACAACAACAACAAAAUGCAAUAUACAAAAUGCCGUGCGCCAAAGAGGAACAACUACUUUGGAACCUAUGAUCGAACAAAAGCUGAAUAUGGCGGAGUAACGGGUCACUUGGAUGACGCCAUUUUGUUUAGCCAAUGCCGUCUAUUCGCGCUUUUUGUUGCUUUCGUUUUCCAAGUGCAACAAAAGGAGGUAAUUAAUAAAUAUUAAUUUUCAAACAAAUUAAUUACCAAAAUAAAUGCAAACCACAAAAAAAAAAAA